AUGAUGGUGCUGGUGCUGGUUGUGGUGGUCUUCCUCAUGGUGUUGGUGGUGGUCGUGGUGCUGGUGGUGGUCAUGAUGGCGCUGGUGGAGGUGGUGUUUAUUCUGGUUGAGGUGGUGCUAGUUGUGGUCAUAAUGCUGUUGCUGGUCAUGAUGGUGCUGUCGGUGGUUGUGCUGGUUGAUGGUCUGAUGGUGGUGGUGAUGGAAGUGUUCAACCAUCCGACAGGAAGAGAUGACGAUGAUUAUGAUUACGGUUGUGGUAAUGAUGGUGGUGCUGGUGAUGAUGAUGAUGGUGUGUUGGUUGUGGCUGUGGUGUUGAUGAUCAUGAUGAUGGUAUUGCUUGAUGGUGCGUGUGGUGAUGAUGAUGGUGUUGUUGCUGGUUGUGAUCGUGAUGAUUGUGAUUCUGGUGGAGGUGGUGCUGGUGGUGGUGGUCAUGGUGCUGUUGCUGGUCAUGAUGGUGCUGUUGAUGGUUGUGCUGGUGGAUGUUCUGAUGGUGGUGGUGCUGGUGAUGAUGACGGGAGUGCUGGGGCUUCAAUGGCAGUCUUGUCUGCACCGGAUGCUGAGGACAACAUUAUCAACAAAGAUAUUGACUAUUUUAUAGGAAGUGUUCAACCAUCCAACAGGAAGGGAUUAUGA
This is a messenger RNA of Mya arenaria, 633 nucleotides long. RefSeq lists its product as uncharacterized. The transcript has 4 exons. The coding region runs from base 1 to 633 and encodes 210 amino acids. The record is from RefSeq and is a predicted model, not a curated record. Lineage: Eukaryota; Metazoa; Mollusca; Bivalvia; Myida; Myidae.